CUGUUAGAAAAUGCAUGAAUGUAGUAAUAAAAGAAUAAGGCACUAUACUUUACCUCAGUAACUGUGGUAUUAGUAGAAACAUAGUAAAUAUUGGAGGUUUGUGAGCUGUCUGUGAGAGGACUGAGUAUCAGUGGUAAGGGUGUUUGAUAGCCGGGAUCAGUCGGUAUGUCGGUACAUUUUGAGGAGAGGAGCGGGGUUGUACCGUGUAAAACUGAAUGGGGAUGUUGGUAUCAGACCAUGGACGAGGUGUUUAUAGAGGUUCAUGUUACUGCUGGUACCUCCAGUAAAGAAAUUCAAUGUAACCUGGGUAGUAAACACAUCGAGCUCAGUGUGAAGGGGACAGAACUAUUUAAGGGAAAGUUAUUCGGUACAACAGUGAGUGACGAAGCAACAUGGACCCUCGAGGACAAAAAGCUGAUCAGGAUUAUUCUAAUGAAGACGAACCGUGAAGCUGGAAAUUGCUGGACAUCACUUUUGGAAGACAGAUACGCCGCUGACCCAUGGGUUCAGGAUCAGAUGCAGAGGAAACUCACACUGGAGAGGUUUCAGAGAGAGAAUCCUGGAUUUGACUUCAGUGGUGCAGAAAUCUCUGGAAACUUCCAUGGCGGUGGACCGGAUUUCUCCAGUUUACAAAAGUAGCUGCACAAAUCUGUGAGAGCCGGAGGACUUUGUACUGACUGGGUGUUUUGGGUUGCUGGAACGAAUCUACAUCUUUGUUGCACUCGGCACUUAAGUAACUGAAUGUUCAAUUCUAAAACAUACAAAUACACAGCAGAUUCUGGUUACUUCCACAUACGUAUGUCAAUACACUGAGGUGCCGGUUUAUUAGGUACACCAGUCUACUAUCUAGUCAAUAGUCAACAAGAGCUACACAGUAAAGUGUAUUACUAGAUGUUGCAACAUAGGCCUAUGCAAUACUGUCAUUACAAUAACCUUGUUAGUAUGUACUCUAACCAUUCUGCACAACCAAACUGGCAAAACUUGCAACGUUUAACAGUAAAAUAAAUGUUUUAAUAUUCAAGUCUACAUUUAAUGUGUCAAUAAAGCUUUUUGAGCAUCUUAUUUCAAAACCA
Trichomycterus rosablanca is the source of this 1073-nucleotide messenger RNA. It is a transcript of the gene nudcd2, whose product is annotated as NudC domain containing 2. Gene Ontology annotation, cellular component: cytoplasm. NCBI's taxonomy places the organism in Eukaryota, Metazoa, Chordata, Actinopteri, Siluriformes, Trichomycteridae. The transcript is spliced from 4 exons. Gene Ontology annotation, biological process: protein folding. The record is from RefSeq and is a predicted model, not a curated record. The coding region runs from base 166 to 639 and encodes 157 amino acids.